Molecule: messenger RNA, 1398 nt
Organism: Ictalurus furcatus (blue catfish)
Lineage: Eukaryota; Metazoa; Chordata; Actinopteri; Siluriformes; Ictaluridae
Gene: arl5c
Product: ADP-ribosylation factor-like 5C
Exons: 6
Coding region: 271-810 (179 amino acids)
Biological process (GO): vesicle-mediated transport; intracellular protein transport; protein localization to Golgi membrane
Cellular component (GO): cytoplasm; trans-Golgi network
Molecular function (GO): GTPase activity; GTP binding
Source: RefSeq, a predicted model, not a curated record
AAUCAGUAGAAACCCAUUGUCCCGUCACCACAGGUUGCGGUCGGGUGCGUUUCCGCGGACAGAGCGGAGGGAAAUAUGAGCGUCUCUAUAUUCUCAUAGAAUUUAAAGAAACCAACAAACAGUCACUACACACUUUGGCUCUUCACGUCGUCGAACAGCCUCUAAGAAUUCAUCUCGAAUGUAUUAACAAGAAGGAUAUUUUGACAGCUUUGUGGAGAGAUCUCUAGGUUUCAGAUUUGAGCUGAAUUGUGAAUAACACUUGUAUAUAACAUGGGACAACUUUUUGCCAAACUGAUGACGGUGUUUGGAGACAGAGAACACAAAGUAAUCAUUGUGGGUUUGGAUAAUGCUGGGAAGACUACCAUCCUCUACCAGUUUUUGACUAAAGAAGCUGUGCAAACCACUCCUACUAUUGGCAGCAAUGUGGAGGAAAUCUCUGUCAAGAAAACACGUUUCCUUGUUUGGGACAUUGGGGGUCAGGAGGCCCUUCGUGCCAGCUGGAGCACCUAUUACUGCAGUACAGAGAUUGUGAUUCUGGUAGUAGAUAGCACAGAUCGGGAGCGUUUGACCCUUACGAAAGAGGAGCUACAUACGAUGCUUGCACAUGAGGAUCUACAGAAUGCCUCAGUGCUGGUGUUGGCCAAUAAACAGGAUAUGAAGAAUAGCAUGACAGCAGCAGAGAUUUCCCAGAGUCUUACCCUCAGUUCUCUCACAGCUCACUCCUGGCAUGUCCAGGCCUGCUGUGCCCUUACUGGAGAGGGUUUACCAGCAAGUCUGGACUGGAUGCGUUCCCGAGUUAUAGCAAACUAGCCGAGCAGUGGUUCAUUGUAACUCUGCAGAGCCAGAGUUUAUGUCCCAUAUGUGCCUACAGUCUCAUCAAAUUCUAAGAGUUAAUGUUGGGGCUUGCUCAGAGCCCCACUCAAACUCAGCAUACUGGAGACACCAUAUGCUACACCUUUAGCUAUGUGUAGAUUGAACCCUGGACAUGUGACAUAUGUGUAUAUACUAAUAUGUAAAUGUUUGCAUAUUAUGUCUUCAUUUUAGAGGUCACAUUGUUAACAUUACAAACAGAUUGUGUUGUCCAAGGUGGGAGAAAUUGCACUGAUUUUCUGAAUUCUGCUUGAACUGUGUAUUCUUGGCUGUGGUACUGGAUCACUGCCCAAGCACAGCCCAUUAGUGUUUGGUGCCAAUUUCAUAUGGACGUUGGUGCUCAAUUUUUAAGCUUUAAACUGGAAGCAUUACUUCAUAUAUUUAAUAGAAUGUUGUUUGUGUUUGAUGGACCUAAUUCAAAUGAAAUGAAACAAGUAUUGAAAUUUUUAAAUAUUGAAAGUAAGCUGCGUGUUCAGACUAUACGUUCUGGUUCAUUUUAUUUUUGUACAAAUAAAGAUUUAAAAAAUC